Molecule: messenger RNA, 1077 nt
Organism: Trichosporon asahii var. asahii CBS 2479
Lineage: Eukaryota; Fungi; Basidiomycota; Tremellomycetes; Trichosporonales; Trichosporonaceae
Product: DNA ligase
Exons: 6
Coding region: 1-1077 (358 amino acids)
Biological process (GO): Okazaki fragment processing involved in mitotic DNA replication; DNA biosynthetic process; lagging strand elongation
Cellular component (GO): mitochondrion; nucleus
Molecular function (GO): ATP binding; DNA ligase (ATP) activity
Source: RefSeq, a predicted model, not a curated record
AUGCUGGCCAAGCCGACAAAGGCUAUCGGAGAAGUGCUGGAUCGUUUCGAGGGCAAGCCCUUCACGUGCGAGUACAAGUACGACGGAGAGCGUGCGCAGGUGCACCUGCUGGACGACGGCACGAUCUCUGUGUUCAGUCGCAACUCUGAGAACAUGAGCGCCAAGUACCCCGAUCUUGUGGAGCAGAUCCCUCGGUCGUUCGUGCUUGACUCAGAGGCAGUCGCUUUCGAUCUGGAGACGAAGAAGCUGCUGCCGUUCCAGGAUCUGAGCCGCAGGAAGCGCAAGGACGUCAAGGCGGAGGACAUCACAGUGCGCGUGCACCUGUUCGCUUUCGACCUACUGUAUCUGAACGGCGAGAUGGAGCUGAAGGAGCGCCGCGCGCUGCUGCAGGAGCACUUCACAGCGGUCGAGAGCGAGUUCGGCUUCGCCAAGUCGUCGGACGGGUCGACGACUGAGGAGAUCCAGACCUUCCUCGAGGAGUCGGUGAAGGAUGGAUGUGAGGGCUUGAUGGUAAAGAUGUUGGCCUCAGAUGCGUCGACAUACGAGCCCUCGCGACGGUCAAUCAACUGGCUUAAGAAGGACUACCUGUCUGGCGUAGGCGACUCACUUGACCUCGUUGUCGUCGGCGCGUACUACGGCAAGGGUAAGCGCACGAACUGGUACGGAGCGUUCCUGCUCGCGUGCUACGACCCGGAUAGCGAGAACUACCAGACCAUCUGCAAGAUUGGGACGGGUUUCAGCGAGGAGAUCCUGAAGCAGUUCUACGACGAGCUGCACCCGCUCGAGCUGACGGGCGGAGCGCGUGGCAACAUUGAGGUCGGCGGCGCCAAGCCCGACGUUUGGUUCGAGCCCAAGGUUGUCUGGGAGGUUCUCACUGCGGACCUCUCCCUGAGCCCGGUCUACACCGCCGCACAUGGCCUGAGGGGUAUCUCGCUCCGCUUCCCGCGCUUCAUCAAGGUGCGCGACGACAAGGGACCCGAGGAGGCGACGACUGCGGAGCAGGUCGCAGACUUCUACCAGUCUCAAGCGACAGCCGCGGGCAAGAAGGGCGGCGCCGCGGUUGACGAUUUCUGGUAA